UUCCUCUGAGUGGCUGAUCUUGUGGGGGAAUAACCGAAAUAAUUUACACAGUAAUUUAAGACUAAUUUGGAGCAGUGCCAUUAGGAGCCUGAAGCGGCAUGACGCGUUCGUUAAGCGAGCUCUCAGCGCUUGUCCUGCUGUCUCUCGUCCUCUCUAUGGCUGUCCAUGGCGCGUCCAUCACCCGUCACCACCGACUGCGAGGCGGCAGCGCUACUCAAGACGCAUACCUGAGCCCUAACUCUGACAUGAUCAAAGCUUUGGAGUACAUCGAGAGCCUGAAACGGCGCACCGACGACUCCGAGGGUCCCACCGGAGACUACGACGAAGUGGACAAAUUCCGGCUCCUGGUGCAGCUCGCUUCGCUAAGGGACGAGGACGCACCAGUGCGCGAAGACGCACCAGUGCGCGAGGACGCUGCCAGUUGGCCUGAUAAUAAAGCACCGGAGUGGGUUCGAGCUCUGCUCAGGGUACUCGAACAAAGCGCAGAUGGCGCGCUGACUCCAAGAAACGAGCGCCGCUUUCACAAGAGCAGACGGCCGCCGACUGAAGCCGAAAGUCCCGCAAGUGAGACUGGUGCCGUGGUGAGGCCACACAAAAAAUAUCCACUCAUGUUUGAAGACGAGGAAAACGUCCGCGACAGCAAGCGAGCCACGGAAGACCUGGACGAGCAGUACACGCCGCAGAGUCUCGCCAAUAUGCGCUCCAUAUUCGAAGAGCUCGGGAAACUGUCUAACUCUCAAAACCUGAAGCGAGAGGACGCAGUAGAGGAAGAGGAUGAUGAUGAUGAUGAAGAUAACGAGGACGUGUACAGGCCCCGAAACCUGGCGUAUGAAGACGUGACAGGAGGAGAGGAAUGGGUGCCGUUAGAGGAGCAGGUCGAGACCGAGGAGAUGGUUAAAGGCAGCCAUGAAGAGUUUGAUAGGGGGUUAGAGGACAGCGAGGAGGCGCGAGAAGUGAUCGAGAGACGAGCCGCACCUGCGCUUGAAGCCACAGGUAAUACAGAUGACGACACAAAACUUGUGGACUACGUCUUGCUGAAGGUGCUGGAAAUGAGCGAUCAGGCGCAGAAGCGAGAUCUGACAGACGCGCAAAGCGGAAGGAGAAGACUGCUGAACAUGCCCUCUCUCCUCGACCCGCGCGCCAUCAAACAGCUGCUCUCAGCUGUUUCUAUGAAGCUCCAAAUCCCGCCUGAAGAUCUGGUCGGCAUGCUGUUUAUGGAGGAGACCCGGAAACAGCAGCGUCUACCAGAACCGCAGGUGGCGAGGAAACCCAGCACGCCUCGUUACCGGAGCCGCGUCAUCAAAUACUACAACGGACGCCAACCGGAAGUCACAGUAAGCGACAUUCCUGCUGAUGUCAAGACUGAAGAUAUCCUAAAGGUCCUGGGUCUGGGAAACCUGGCCAACAAGAACGCGAAGUACUUCGUGAAACCGAGACCAUAUAAGACGCCGAUAUCACGAUACUUUGCGCCAAGUGGAAGACGCGGGAGUUUCUCUGUGUCGGAGCUGAACAGAGCGCCGAGCAAACGGAAGGAUGAUUAUGAUGAUGCAGUGGAUGAAGACGAAGUGGCCACCUUCCUUGCCGCCAAACUUUUAACCGAGUACCCCGAUACUACUUCAUCAGAUCGCAAAAGAGCCAUAGACUCUUCUAACACACUGUUUCCGUACGAAAUGUACGAGGAGGCCAUGAAAGAUUACUUCGAUCAAGCAGACACGGGGAAGGGCGCGCCUGCGAAAAGAGACACGCAGGGGAAAGAGGAGGCAGAAGUGCAACAAAAAACACCGACCGAGAUCGCGAUACCGGAGCAGGCUGAUCAACAGACCCCCGAGUCGGUAACCGAAGGAGAGAAAGAGCAUCAUACUAAACUGGUCGCUGGAAUGUAGUGGGUAAGAAUAAACCACAACGGAACAACAUUCCCCACAUCCCUCUCCUUACAAAUGCCUCUAUUUCCUCAACGUUAAGUGCUUUAGGAUGAAAUUCUAUAUUAUGUACAUAAUAUACUACCGUAUACAAACGUGCAAGAGUAAACGACAUUUUGUCUGCUUUGGGUUAUUAGUGUUUCAAGUGUAUUUUUUCCAACGUGCGUUAGUAUGAUGUGCCCUUAUACUAUUGAGCACUACGGAGCUUAGUAUGGUCCUAUCAUAUGAGCUAGAUCAUUAUUAGACAAAGGUGAAUGUGAUCCUCGUUUCACAGUUUUUGUACCUGUUCUGAAGUGUGAAAUGACUCAAAGAUUAAUAAAG
This is a messenger RNA of Neoarius graeffei (lesser salmon catfish), 2240 nucleotides long. It is a transcript of the gene scg2b, whose product is annotated as secretogranin II b. Bases 99 to 1883 code for a protein of 594 amino acids. NCBI's taxonomy places the organism in Eukaryota, Metazoa, Chordata, Actinopteri, Siluriformes, Ariidae. Gene Ontology annotation, cellular component: secretory granule. The record is from RefSeq and is a predicted model, not a curated record. The transcript has 2 exons.